AUGUCAUCUUCCACGAUCGCCACAAACUUGCCAACCCCCCAACCCGCCCCACAGCUCCCAGAACACGUCAUGGACAUGUUUUCUCUGAAGGGCAAACUCGCGGCCGUUACCGGCGCGUCUUCCGGUAUCGGCUAUGACGUAGCCGUCGCGUUUGCCCAGGCCGGCGCUAACGUGGCUAUGUGGUAUAACUCCAACCCGCAUAUCACCGAAGUCGUGGGAGAACUGUCAAAAAAAUACGGCGUCACCGUACGCGCGUACAAGUGCUCGGUCACCAGUUCGAAAGACGUGCGCAACACAAUUGAGCAAAUCCAACGGGAUUUCAACAGCAAUAUCGACAUUAUGGUGGCCAACGCAGGUGUGGCCUGGACCGACGGACCGUUGCUGAACCUUUUGGAGCAGGACCAAGAGGACAAGUGCGACGAGGCCUGGAAUAAGGUGAUCGACGUGGACCUCAACGGUAUCUACCGCGUCGCCAAGGCCAUCGGCCCCGUAUUCAAAAAACAGAACUCGGGCGGCUCGUUCAUCGUGACCGCGUCGAUGUCCGGUCACGUGGUCAACGUGCCCCAGAUGCAGGCGGCGUACAACGCCGCCAAGGCCGGCGUUCUGCAUCUGUGCAAGUCUCUGGCCGUGGAAUGGGCCGGCUUCGCCCGUGUCAACACGGUUUCGCCCGGCUACAUCGCCACGGAAAUCACCAACUUCGCCGAGGACGAGCUCAAGGACAAGUGGCACAAGCUCACGCCCAUGGGUCGUGAGGCGCUGCCUCGUGAGCUGAUCGGCGCGUACUUGUACUUGGCAUCCGGAGCGUCCACCUACACUACCGGCACAGACAUCAUUGUGGACGGCGGCUAUUGCUGCAUGUAG
Lachancea meyersii CBS 8951 is the source of this 861-nucleotide messenger RNA. The record is from the annotation of a GenBank genome assembly. NCBI's taxonomy places the organism in Eukaryota, Fungi, Ascomycota, Saccharomycetes, Saccharomycetales, Saccharomycetaceae.